Perca flavescens (yellow perch) is the source of this 1041-nucleotide messenger RNA. RefSeq lists its product as uncharacterized. The transcript has 2 exons. The coding region runs from base 187 to 1023 and encodes 278 amino acids. The record is from RefSeq and is a predicted model, not a curated record. Lineage: Eukaryota; Metazoa; Chordata; Actinopteri; Perciformes; Percidae.
CAGGAGAGCAGAUGAACUGGGAUGCUUGGACAACUACUAAUGGACUGGACUUGUUCCACUGUUUGAGACAGUUCCUCCGUGAGUGUGUGUCAGAGCAUCAUCCCCUGUACAAUUCCUUUGCUCAGUUCCUGUCGGCAGCCUUUUCAGUUGUGGAUCAGGAAGACCUGCAGAGGCUUAAAGAGGCAUAUGCCUUCUGUGGCAUUCAGCCUGCCAACCCAACAAAGGCACACAUUCGUGAGCACUCAUUUCACUGGCAGAGACACUGGAGAGAAGUUUGGCUUAGGAUACGUUGAGCCUGGUUGCCGCCCAGUUCCUCUAGACUGGGAUAAGCACAGGAGCAAGACAGACUUAACACCUGCCCUGAAUCCCCCUCCUCAAAGCAGCCCACCCGCUGCCCAGGCUGAGCUUCCUCAGUCAUCUUCCAGCUCACCAGCCAAGCUGUUUCAGUUUGCUGCAUGCCCUCCUGCUGUUAAACCAGAUGUGACUCCAAGUUCAACUCCUGAGCCUCAGACAGAGCCUGAAACCAGAAGUCCGCUCUCUCUCCCCUUGCUUUCCUCACCAUCUGGUGCUCGCACUGGACCUGUGAAGACAGGUGGGAGGGUGUUUGUGUUGGACCACAAGCGCUGGCCAACCCCUAUGAAAAAGGCUAUUGACGACCUGCUUAAUAAACACCGUGGCCAGAAGGACAUGCUCAAGCUUGUAGACCAGGACUAUGCUGGUCUAGUUCACAACUCCUGUAAAGACCCAAACAGCAUGCUCCACCCAACAACCAAACUACAUAUUGCACAGUAUUUAAAGCACCUCAGCAAACUGUUAAACACCAGCUCCUCUUUAAACACCAGCCCGGAAAAACUGCAAGAGAGGCAGGAACUCUGGCACUCUCUGACCAAGGGGAGUACGACUACCAGUGUGCCAGUUGUUACCAUGCCUCCUGCAGUUGUUAAUCCACCACCAGCAGUGCAGACCCUGGCCACACCUCUAACUCAAGACUCUAUUAAGAAAAUAGUUAAAAACGAUGUUUAGUGUGUAUAUACUGUAUAU